Molecule: messenger RNA, 1398 nt
Organism: Lodderomyces orthopsilosis Co 90-125
Lineage: Eukaryota; Fungi; Ascomycota; Pichiomycetes; Serinales; Debaryomycetaceae
Product: asparagine--tRNA ligase
Exons: 1
Coding region: 1-1398 (465 amino acids)
Biological process (GO): asparaginyl-tRNA aminoacylation
Cellular component (GO): mitochondrion
Molecular function (GO): ATP binding; asparagine-tRNA ligase activity; nucleic acid binding
Source: RefSeq, a predicted model, not a curated record
AUGAUUAGAACAAUACCCGCAAGGUUGAAGCCGUACGUCAUAAGGCAAUAUCUAAGCAGUAAGGCAGCUCUAUCCCCAACAAUCAAAGAGCAGAUACUGGCUCCCACACCUAUCGGAUCGAUUUUUGAAGUGCGUGGGUUUGUUAAAAGUAUACGAAGUUCGAAAAAUGUCGGGUUCUUGGAUAUAUCGGAUGGUUCAACCUCAAAGAUAAUCAAUGUUGUUCUUGUGGGUAAGAACCAGCCUAAAUUUCAAGUGGGCGAAAGCGUUCGUGUCAAAGGUGAAUGGAGUAUAAGUAAAGGAAUGGGCCAAGAUAAGGAGCUCAAAUAUAACCCUGAAAAUCCUAACCAUGCUUAUGAAAUCAUUGGACGAGUGCCGGAAGACUAUCCUUUACAAAAGAAGGCAACCUCUAUGUCGUUUUUAAGAACUUUACCAUCGUUGAAGCAUAGAGCCUCAACCAUUGGGUCGUUUUACAGACUACGAUCAUUCCUUGAAACUCAAAUGAUGGAUUUUUUCAAUCAUCAUAGCUUUAUAAAAGUGAGCCCUCCAUUGAUUACAAGUUCAGAUUGCGAAGGAGCUGGUGAAACAUUUGAGAUAAAGCAGGCAGAGGAGUUUUUUGAAAAAAAGGCAUACUUGACAGUUUCCACUCAAUUGCAUCUAGAGGCAAUAUCGUUGGCUCUUAAUAGGGCGUGGACGUUGACUCCAUGUUUUCGGGCAGAAGAGUCUAAAACCUCUAGACAUUUAAGUGAGUUUUGGAUGUUGGAAGCGGAGAUUUCAUACUUGGAUGACUUGGAGCCGUUGUUGAAUUUCACCGAAGAAAUGGUUAAGUAUGCCACGAGGAGACUAGUAGAGAAGAAAGAAGAGUACCUCGAGGGAACUUAUUUGGAAAAAGAGGUUAUAGAGUCAAGAUGGAGGCAUAUUCUUGGCGAUUGGCGUCGUUUGACCUAUAAUGAAGCGCUCGAUGAAUUGAAUAGCAAGGGCGCAAACUUAGCAUUUGGCGAUUCGUUGAACUUGGAUCAUGAAAGAGAGUUAGCUGAGAAUGGCCCUGUUUUUGUUACAGACUACCCAGUGUCAUUGAAACCAUUUUACAUGUUAAAGUCAUUGAACUAUAGCGAAGAUAAACCCACUGUUGCAUGCUUUGAUUUAUUGUUGCCACAAUUUGGCGAACUUGUCGGCGGAUCCCUAAGGGAGCACGAUUAUGACACACUUGUCGAGUCCACGAACAAGAACAACAUGAAUUUAGAUGAUAUGGGUUGGUAUACCAGUUUGCGUAAAUGCGGAACCAUUCCUCAUGGUGGAUUUGGUAUGGGAUGGGAACGGUUUGUUACCUACUUAUCCGGACAUGACAAUAUUAGAGACUUGGUUCCAUUUCCAAGAGCUCCAGGCCUUUGUAAGGCAUAG